Molecule: messenger RNA, 1212 nt
Organism: Fonsecaea multimorphosa CBS 102226
Lineage: Eukaryota; Fungi; Ascomycota; Eurotiomycetes; Chaetothyriales; Herpotrichiellaceae
Exons: 2
Coding region: 1-1212 (403 amino acids)
Source: RefSeq, a predicted model, not a curated record
AUGACGACCCCCUCCGCGCCCCUGCCCCGGUCUGUCCUGGGACGCCAUCGGCUUUUGUCACCUACAGCCAGCGUCCAUGUCAGUCCACUGUGUCUGGGCGGGAUGAAUUUUGGCGACGCCUGGUCCAGCAUCAUGGGCGAAUGCAGCAAGGAAACGGCGUUCGAGAUUCUCGACUAUUUCUACGAGAUGGGCGGGAACUUUAUUGACACUGCAAACAAUUACCAGGCCGAACAGUCCGAAACGUGGAUCGGCGAGUGGCUAGCCCUCCAUGGCCCAUACCGACGAGACGAGAUGGUCAUCGCGACAAAGUACACGUCGGGUUAUAAGGUCUUCUCCGAGCCUCACCUGCAACAGUCCAACUUCGGGGCAAACAGCACCAAGUCAUUGGUAUUGAGCGUCGAAGCGUCGCUGAAAAAACUGCAGACGAGCUAUAUCGACAUCCUGUACGUCCACUACUGGGACUACACGACCGGCGUGGAAGAGCUGAUGCAGUCGUUGAACCAGCUGGUGCAGAGUGGCAAAGUGCUGUACCUGGGCAUCAGCGACACGCCGGCGUGGGUGGUGGCAAAGGCAAACGCGUACGCACGACAUCACGGCCUGCGGCCCUUCUGCGUCUACCAGGGACGAUGGUCCGCCGCGCAACGGGACUUUGAGCGCGACAUUAUUCCCAUGUGCAAGGACGAGGGGAUGGGACUCGCGCCCUGGGGCGCCCUGGGCGGUGGCUACUUUAAGCCCUCUUCACAGCAGCCCGCGGAGCAGAGCGGCGGCCGCAACAUGGCAUCGCUCACUACAGGCCAAGAGGCCGCAGUGUCAAGGGUGCUCGAGAAGAUCGCCAACGCGCGCACGCCCGCCGUGCCACUGACCUCGAUCGCCCUCGCGUACGUCAUGCACAAGACGCCCUACGUGACGCCCAUCGUGGGCGGGCGCAAGCUGUCGCACCUGCGCCAGAAUAUCGAGGCCCUGACCAUCCGCCUCUCGCCCCAGGACAUCGACGACAUCGAGUCCGCGUACCCCUUUGACGUGGGCUUCCCCAUGAACUUCAUCGCCGGCAAUAACCCCAGGGGACCCCAAGGGCCCGCGGACAUUUCUCUCACCAAAAGGAUGGGUCAUUUUGAUUUCGUACAAAACUUGCAGCCCAUCCUGCCGCCGCCCGGCGUGGAGAAACUGGGCGAGGAGGAGAAAGCAAAGGUUCUGGGGUAUAGGCUGUCUUGA